Branchiostoma belcheri (Belcher's lancelet) is the source of this 1503-nucleotide messenger RNA. RefSeq names its product mitochondrial amidoxime reducing component 2-like. Lineage: Eukaryota; Metazoa; Chordata; Leptocardii; Amphioxiformes; Branchiostomatidae. Gene Ontology annotation, biological process: nitrate metabolic process. The record is from RefSeq and is a predicted model, not a curated record. The coding region runs from base 159 to 1145 and encodes 328 amino acids. Gene Ontology annotation, cellular component: mitochondrial inner membrane. The transcript is spliced from 7 exons. Gene Ontology annotation, molecular function: molybdenum ion binding; nitrate reductase activity; pyridoxal phosphate binding.
CCUUUCCGGAUAAAUUUUGCAGGGAACGCUCGUGAUUCAUCGAAUGUUUACAUUUGCGCCGGGUAGGGUCUAGGUAUACAGUGCAAACACUGGUAGACAGGAUCGAGUUUGAGUGUGAGGUAGAGCAGUCGAACGUAGAGUGGUCGGACACCUGUAAGAUGGACGGUUUGAAAGCUGCACUCCAAUCUAAAGGCGUAGUUAUCGCUGUACUGACUACUACAACAGUGAUCUCUGCCGGCAUUGCCUACCUCCAGUGGCGGAGGCAUCAUAAAAGGCACUACGUCCCCGUUGGGCAUGUUGCUAAGAUCUACAUGUACCCUGUGAAGUGCUGUCGCGGUCUGGAGGUAGGGGAGGCCGUGGUCACCGAGCAGGGUUUGCGAUGGAAAGGAAUUAUGGAUAGACACCUGGUGAUUCUUUAUAAAGAUCGUUUCUUGGACUCGAGAACGGAAUCCCGCAUUGUCCUGAUCUCACCACAGUGUAGUGGAGACGGACAGGUGAGGCUGGAGGCACCCGGUAUGGACCCACUCAUCUUGUCUGGUCCCACCAAAAACGUGAUUAACGUCAGCAUAUGGGAUAUUAAGGGCGACGCUGUAGACUGCGGCCCGGAGGCUGCCGGCUGGUUGGAGAAGUUUUUCGGGAAGCCGGGCUACAAGCUGGUCAUGUCCGCACCGGGAAGUAAGAAGAGACACACGGUUGACCAUUGGAGGUACAAACGCUUUGCCGGGAAAGAUGACAAGGUGGGGUUCCAAGACCAAACCGCCUUGAUGCUUACGUCAGAGGCGUCUCUGGACAACCUGAACAACAAGCUGACCACUCCUGUAGCCAUGCGCAACUUCCGACCCAACAUUGUGGUGUCUGGGAGUGAGCCAUUUCAAGAGGACGACUGGCUACACAUACGAAUCGGCAAAGUGGAUAUUCGAACAGUUUUACCGUGCAACAGGUGUUUGGUAACCACUAUCAACCCCGAGACCGGUGUGAAGGAUAAGGCGAAGGAACCUCUAAAGACGCUCGAAAGUUACCGUCUUUCCACGAAGGAGAAGUAUAAGGGUCUGUUCGCGCAGACCCCGCUCUUCGGGCUGAAGUGUGGCGUGGACCAGGAGGGAGUGGUGCGUGUGGGAGACACGGUGUACGCGGCGUGCACGUGAUACCACUGGCCCGUACAACGUCGUCCUGCGCUGUUAUAUAAAGGAGAGUGACGUACGUCAAUCAUCGGGGACCAGAGCCGGCGUUAAUAAAAAUAAGGGCGAUCAAUCAAUGACAUAUGCCCAUACUCAGAUUGUUUCUUUGAAUUAAGGAACUGUAAUUUUGAACUAAAUGUGUAUGAUGUAACUAUAUUAAUGAUGCUUGCAUGAAAAAAGGCGUCCAAACAAGGGAGAGAAUAAAAAACGUUAUUAAAACGUCUAAUUACCCGUUGUAACAAAAUACGGUUGUCUCUAAUACCACUGUAGCGGCAAGUUAAUAUUUGGCCAGAGAAAUAAAGAUAUGUUGCUAUCAUUCCACAAC